GCAACGAAACUGGCAAACUGGCGCAAACAAAGAUAAAGCUACGUCACAGGUCAACCACAACAAGCAGACAUUCCACCAGAAAAUUUAAAAAAUAGCGUUAGCCUCAUAUUAACAGUACCAUUUUUUACAGCUUUACAGAAAUGACUGACCGUGUUCCUUGGAUAGAGGAGGUAGAAGCGAGAGUUCGUGGGUUAAUGGAGUGUUUUCAUGAACGUGAAGUAGAGCUCACUCGUUUGGCCGAGCAAUUGGAGAAGGAACGCGCUGCUCUCGACAAAGAAACGAAAAAACGCAGGAAAGAGACAGAACAAGAUAUUGCAGAACAGUAUCGGAAACUAAACGAAGAAAAGCAACGCUUCCACGAUGAGAUACAGCGCAUGGAAAUGGUACAAGAGUUUCAGGAGUCCAGAGUCAAAUUGGAUGUCGGCGGCCAUCAUUUUACUACAUCGUUACUAACGUUGCGAAAGGAGCCUCAUUCUAUGUUAGCUGCGAUGUUCUCUGGCAGGUUCAAGCUAAAGCAAGCAUCAGACGAGAGUUAUUUUUUGGAUCGUGAUGGCACCCAUUUUCGUCACAUUUUGAACUACCUGAGAGAUGGAUUUCUCGCAGAAACGUUUCCCACCGAUGAAGUGAUUUUGAAGGAAAUUCAACAGGAGGCCAAUUUUUACCAGCUCACUGGCCUUAUUGACUCCAUUGAGGCAAUGCUUAAUCCACCGCCACCAGCACCAGAUUUCACGCAGCAGGAAAUUAAUGACAUUUUAGCUACAGUCACCCAGCAAAGUUCAAGUGAUCAGAACUCUAUGGGUAGAUUUAUUGCUUCAACCAGUCCUGGUAAACAUGUAGAUUUUAUAUUCCACAACAUGACCAAAUCUAACCUAGACUUCAGUGACAAAAAUCUAUCUGGUCUGAGUUUUGCACAUACAACCUUUGCGCACAAUGUGUCGUUCGAAGGAGCAAUCUUGUUUAACACUUGUUUCUAUGGGUGUGAGUUUGCUAGUCAUGUUGUGGUGGAUUUCUCUGGAGCGGACAUCAGUGGGGCUGAUUUUCGGCAGUGCAGGUGCAUCCAGGGGGGUCCCAAUGCUUUUGGGGGUCCCACUGGACCAAGUGCAGGGGAUGUGGGGGGUGGGUUUAUGUAUGGCUCAAGCUGUUCUAGCUUUGCACAUCUAAUUGAAACAGGGCAUGUAAAAUUUAGAAAGGCAAAGCAUAUUGGAACCAAAUUUGACCCCAAAAUUGUUGAUAUUAUCAAAUUUUAACAUAUAUCUCAAAUUAUUGUCCCCUACGAAUAUAUGAUAUAGUCCCAUUUACAAAAUAAAAUAUAAUUUUUUAGAUAUGUCGAUUAGUUUGUGAGUGUUUUGAAACUGGUUUCAGGUAAUUAAAAUUAUCUGUAAAAGCAUUAAAAUGAGUAUGCGCCA
Molecule: messenger RNA, 1406 nt
Organism: Nematostella vectensis (starlet sea anemone)
Lineage: Eukaryota; Metazoa; Cnidaria; Anthozoa; Actiniaria; Edwardsiidae
Product: FH protein interacting protein FIP2
Exons: 1
Coding region: 141-1247 (368 amino acids)
Biological process (GO): protein homooligomerization
Molecular function (GO): protein binding
Source: RefSeq, a predicted model, not a curated record